AUGUUUAGGGCUCACUGGUCUCACACGCAGACCCAUCCCAAUUUCUCUUAUCAUUCGCCCCACAAAACCCAAAUCCCAAAAAUACCCAAAAGAUUUGUGGUAUUUGCGAACAACGGCAGCGGGUUGGAGCAGGAUUCGAAUUCCAAGGAGAGGGUAGAAGAGAAAGGCAAAGAUGAAGGAGCUGGAUCCGACGGUGGUGGCAGUGACGAUGAUUUGGGCAAGAAUCAACGGCCUUUAUUCGGCAAUAUCAGAUGGGGUGAUCUCCUACUGGACCCAGAUCCUAACGACGUCUUGGCCGUCGGAUUGACUGGGCUGCUGACGUGGGCGAGUGUGCGGGUGCUGUCCAUCGCAUUGGCUAUGCUUGUUGCUGCUGGUUAG
This is a messenger RNA of Malus domestica (apple), 378 nucleotides long. The record is from RefSeq and is a predicted model, not a curated record. Lineage: Eukaryota; Viridiplantae; Streptophyta; Magnoliopsida; Rosales; Rosaceae.